AUGCUGAAGACCGUCUCUCUCCUCAAGCGCUCUGCGUGCGCUGCACUGGGGCCGGGACCGCCGAUUUUAAUUGUCUCUAGAAGUUUCAACGCAGGCUGGCGGCAUUCAUCCACAGACCCCAGCCCAAAGAAAGACCAAGAUGGCUCGUCUGCCUCGCAGGGAAAUCCUCCACCCAAAAGCCCGUCGAUGGAGGAUCUCUUAGCGAACACCGACCCCGAAAACAAUUCUCUCCUUGCCCCCGUUCACAUAGCAGAAGAUGCCAAUGCUAUCCUCAAGUCCGACCAUCCCGCAGCCGACAUCUUAACUCAGUCAGGCAUAGUUGUUCAACGGCAACUGGAAAUGAUGAACGUUCUGAUCGGCUUCGAGCAAGCUAAUCGAUAUGUUAUACUUGAUCCACACGGGAAUCACAUCGGGUACAUGGCCGAGCACGAGGGUGGUAUAGGGUACACCAUGAGGAGGCAAUUCUUCAACACACAUCGGGCGUUUACCACCCACGUCUUCAACCGUCAAUCGAGGGAGGUGUUGAGGUUUCAUCGCCCAUUCUCGUGGAUCAACACUCGCAUCCGGGUCUAUGACCCCUGGGAUGCCCCUUCCGAGAUUCAAAGAUCUUCUUCCACGAUGCUAACCCCACGAAGCAAUGCCGAUUCGAUAGACCAGCCACAAAUAUCUCCUCUUCCACUGGAGUCAAUGCGUAUAAUUGGUGAAACACAUUCACAAUGGGCACCACUACGCCGCAAAUAUGAUCUUUUUCUUUCCCACGACCUCGCUUUGAAUGAACCUGGUCCCGGUGAAAUCUCAAAGAGGAGAGGCGAGGCCCUCUCGAAUCUGCAGCAGAAUCAGAUCGCAGCGAAUAAUAGGUCUGGUUCGACCACAGACUUCACUCAAUUCGCCGCUGUCAAUGAGCCCUUCUUAUCUUGGGAUUUUUCGCUGCUGGAUCAAAACAACCGGAAGAUCGGAUCGGUCAAUCGCGAAUUCCGCGGAUUUGGGCGAGAGAUCUUCACGGAUACUGGAAGCUACGUUCUACGAAUGGACGCAGCUGGAAUGGAAGAUCCAGCAGACAAGCAAGGCGAUCGUGGCUACGCCGAAGCGUUGGGAGGAAGAGAAGGCAACUACGGGAUGACGCUUGAUCAAAGAGCCGUGAUGCUCGCCACGGCCGUGACGAUCGAUUAUGACUACUUCUCUCGUCAUAGUGGUGGACAUGGUUUCUUCCCAAUCUGGCUUGGAGGCGGUGGUGGAGAGGCGGCCGGUGGCGCAGCUGGAGCUGGAGCAGCCGGGGCCGGUGAGGCAGGGGCCGUUGGAGCAGCUGGUGCCGCUGAGGCCGGUGGUGCUGUUGUCGGAGGAGCUGGCCGAGCAGUUGGAUCGGCUGCAGGAGGAGCAGCAGGGAUGGGUGAGGGCGCUAUUGCGGGUGCCGGAACCAUGGCAGGUUACGAAGCAAUGCAAAGGGGAAUGGGACGAAGGUCCGAGGCAGCAGGUGGUGAUGAGGAUUCUCCGCAGCGACCGCCUCCAGAACAACCUUUUAACCAACAGAACGAUCCUCAGUCUCCACAAAGCGGUUUCGGCGAGUCACAUCAAGGUGAAGAUAUCUGGGGUUCAGAAGACACAGAUCCUUUCAAAGACGCAGCUCAAGGAGGAGGGUCUGGAGCAGGGGAAGGCGGAGGUGGCGGUUGGUUCGCGGACCUGUGGGAUUCUUUCUGGGGCAAUUGA
Fonsecaea erecta is the source of this 1704-nucleotide messenger RNA. RefSeq lists its product as hypothetical. Bases 1 to 1704 code for a protein of 567 amino acids. The transcript has a single exon. Lineage: Eukaryota; Fungi; Ascomycota; Eurotiomycetes; Chaetothyriales; Herpotrichiellaceae. Gene Ontology annotation, biological process: plasma membrane phospholipid scrambling. Gene Ontology annotation, cellular component: plasma membrane. Gene Ontology annotation, molecular function: phospholipid scramblase activity. The record is from RefSeq and is a predicted model, not a curated record.